This is a messenger RNA of Cheilinus undulatus (humphead wrasse), 6951 nucleotides long. RefSeq names its product uveal autoantigen with coiled-coil domains and ankyrin repeats b (gene uacab). Lineage: Eukaryota; Metazoa; Chordata; Actinopteri; Labriformes; Labridae. The coding region runs from base 133 to 4296 and encodes 1387 amino acids. The transcript is spliced from 19 exons. The record is from RefSeq and is a predicted model, not a curated record. Gene Ontology annotation, molecular function: actin binding.
AAACUCGCUCUGUGAGGAAAAAGGGACGGAUGAAAACUUACUACGUCGAACUUUCUUGAAAGUUUUUUGUACUAUUUAUUAUUUUUAACCACCAAAGGAAACUUUUAGAACAAGGGACCAAGUUUUAACAAGAUGAAGAGCCUCAAGUAUCGAUUGAAAAAGCACGAAGUUACCAUCACAAACACAGACUGGAACAAGUAUGACGACCGGCUUAUGAAGGCAGUGGAACGUAAUGAGGUGGACAAAGUGGCUGCUGUUCUUGGCAAGAAGGGCAUCAUCCCUACCAAGCUUGACGUAGAAGGACGUUCAGCCUUUCAUCUGGCGGCUACUCGAGGGCACCUGGAUUGUCUCAAUCUCAUCUUGGGACACAAUGUUGACAUCACUGCGACUGACGCCACUGGUAAAAAUGCCCUCCAUCUGGCUUCCAGAAAUGGACAUUCGCUGUGUGUGCAGAAACUCUUGCAGCACAACUGUCCAGUUGGAAACGUGGACCUACAAGGACGAACAGCUCUGCAUGAUGCUGUUAUGGCUGGCUGCUCCUCCAGUGUGAAACUUCUCUGUGACAGCGGGGCUUCUGUGAACGGCAGUGAUUUUGAUGGCAGGACACCACUGGUGCUGGCAACCCAGAUGUGUCAUCCACGGAUCUGUCAGCUGCUGCUAGAGCGAGGGGCUGAUAUCACCACCAGGGACAAACAAAACAAGACAGCACUGAUUCUGGGCUGUGAGUUUGGCUGUAAGGAUGCCGUGGAGGUGCUGCUGAAGAACGGCAUCGACGUGAAAGCAGUCGACAGUUUGGGCCAUGAUGCAUUUCACUACGCUCGCCUCAGCAAGAACCAGGAGCUUGUGGCACUGAUCAAAAGUUACCUCGACAAAGCCACAAGAGAUAAAGAGGCUGCAAAGAUGGAACAGUGGAAGCGACAGCAUUCAGUGGAGAGAGCAGAGGCAGCUGAGGCUAGUAGAAGGGAUCAGAUCAUACAUGACUUGGAGAGGCAGAAUGAAACCAUGCAGGAGACUCUGAGGAAGUACCACCAGGAACAGAGAGUCCUGUUAGAUAAGGUCAACAUGCUGCAACAGCAACUCACACAGGAGAAGAUAACCGUGGAAGACACCCAAAAAGAGAAGGAGCAGUUGAAGGUUUUACUCAGUGCCAAAGAAAGAGAGGAAGGGGCUCGAGGCCUGGAGACUGUCAAAGUCCAGCUCCGGAGCACUUUGGGGGAUUACUCCGGCCAGUCUGUAAUCAAAGGUAAAGAAAAUUCUUUCAUCAAACAAGCUCACAGCCUGGACUCUGAUCAGACACAUCCAAAAGCUGUCAUGGCCCGUUCAAUGUCCAGACCCCCUGACAAGAGCCCCCCUGCUGUGGCCUGGGAUGUCCCUGGGGAGCUGGACGCACUCAGACACGAGCUUGAGGCUGUUAAGAGAAGACAACAGGCAGCAGAGGAAGAAACAGCACGGCUUCAGUCUGCCCUGAACCGUAAAACCAGAGAGUGCCAGGAGCUUGUUCAGAGCCGAGACGCCAUCCAAAAACAGGCCGACCAGCAGGUGCAGGAGCUGGAGGACGCCUUGGGGGACGUCCAGAAGAGGAUGCUGGAUUCUGAGUGCAAGGUCAAACAGCUCCAGGCACAUGUAGUAGCUGUCAAGGAACACUUAGGAGGCCAAUCCACAGAGGAACUGCGUGCCCAGCUGCAGGAUGUUAAAGCUAAGUAUGAAGGAGCUUCAGCUGAAGUAGGCCGUGUUCGUAAUCGCCUCAAGCAGAGUGAGAAGGCCUUAGAGGAGUACAAGAGCAGCGAAGGCCAGCUAGCAGCGGAGGCAGAGAGGCUGAACCAAGACCUGAGCGCUCUGACUGCAGAGAGAGAUGAACUAGCAGAAACCCUUUUAGAAAUGGAAGCCCAGCUGAAGGAGGCCCAGACUAAACAUGGCAACACAGUACCAGCCGAGAAGUUCGACAACAUGAAAAACCUUCUGACCAACGCUGUCGACGAGAAAGAGCGGCAGAUCGCUGAGCUGAGGGAAGACUACGACCGAGUGCUGGAGGAGGUGGCCGAGCUCCAUCGAAAACUGGACACUCCAUCAUCAAACAGUGGAUCAGGGGCCAUGUCUGAGGAGCAGCAGAUGAUACUGGGAGCUCUGGAAGAGCAGAAUGCUACACUGAAAAGGAAACUGGUGGAUCUGACUGCUAAAAGUCAGGCUUUGAUUCAGGAGGUGGAGGAGAGUGAGGAGGAGAGAGAUAUCCUACGUGAGCAGCUGGAUGAGUUCAACAGCAGGAUAGGAAUCGAUCUAAUACCCAUUAAGGAUCAUGAUGAAGCUCGGAGAAACAUGGUGACGGCUCUGGACGACCUGGAGGACAAACUGGUAGAGGCCAGCGAACGUUAUGGAAAAGCAGAAGCACAGGUCCAGCAGCUUCAAGCGGAGAGAGCCUCACUGCAGGAGAAUAUCAGCACCAUAAAGAGCAGCAGUGAGAGACAACACAGCGAGAUGGACGAACUGAGAUCUCAAAAUGCAGACCUGAUGAAGAAACUGGAACUUCUGCAGCAGAGAUGUGACGACAGAGAUAAAGAGUGUGUACAGCUGAGCACACAGAGCCAGACUCUGAAACAGAGCUUGGAGGGCGAGUAUGUUCCCAGACAGCAGCACGAGCAGGUGAGGAUGGAGUUAAGCUCCACCAUAGAGGGCGUCAAAGCUGAGAUGUUGAAGUUGGAAACAAAGGGAAGAGAAAGUGGUGAGGAACUGAAGAAUGUGAAAGAAGGAAACAAAAAGUUGAAAGAUGAGUUGGAAAAAGUCAUGAGGGAGUUGAAAACAGAUUAUAUAAGUGUUGAAGACCACAAAUCUGUUAUGGACAAGUUGAAUGCUGCUGUGGUGGAGGCAGAGAAUCGAGCAAAUGAAGUAUCAGGCAUGCAUGUGUCAGCUCAGGAGGAAAACAUGAAACUUACCCAAGAACUGGAGGCCCAGAGGAAAGAGCUAGAUACCAUACAUGAGGCUAUUCAGUCUAAGUUUAUCCCACUAACAGCAGCUGAAGAGAAAGAAAACUCCUACAGCGCCCAGGUGAAGGAGUUGACAGUAAAACUGUUGGAAAUGGAAGAGAAAUAUAACCAAGAAAAGUCUGCAGGAGAGAGCUACAAACAGGCGAAAGAGAAACUCAAAGUUGAGAUGGAAUCUGUUCAGCAGAGACUGGACACUGCUCUAGUCACAAGUGAGAAGCACAAAGAUGUGGAGGAAGAGUACAAGGGUAAAUCUGAAGAACUGACCCAGAAAUUGGUGGACUUGGAGCAGCAACAUAAGGAGGUAACUCUACAGAAAGCUGAUCUUCAGGAGCAGAACGCCCUCUGCAACACUCAAAUCCAGAACCUCCAGGAGCGUCUGAAAUCAGAGUUGACUAGGAUUGCAACAUAUGACUUGGAGCUCAAAGCCCUCAAUGAUGCCAUGCAGCAAGCCCAAGCCGACUGCAAGAAAGCAAGAGAGGCUCAGCAGGAGGAUACCCAGAAGGUUUGUGCCUUACAGAAAGAGCUGCAGGAGCGCCGCCGGGAUCAGACUGCUCUGCUGCAAGAACACACCUCAGCCAAGGAGACCUUGGAGGCUGAAGUUGCCAAGCUUCGACUCGCUCUGCGCGAAGAGGAGGAGAACAACGCCCAGAGAGCUGAAGACAUAUCUGCUCUGCAGUCUGAGCUCCUUCAGGCCACACAGACUCUUGAGGAGAUUCACUAUGCAGACGACCAAACAAACCAGCUGAAGAAGGAGAAGCAGCAGCUGGAGGAGGAGGCUGCCAAUCUGAGUAACAAGCUGCUGAGUUUAGCAGAGGAGUGUGCAGAGGCUCAGCAGGAAGCCACACGAGCAAAGGAGGGUGAGAGCAGAGCCAGGGCAGAGGUGGAGGUGGUCCAGGAGAAGGGACAUGCCAUAGAGAGAGAAAUUAGGGAGCUCAAAGAGAGAUAUGAUGAGUCACUCAGCACCAUCUGUGACCUCCAGAAAAGGAUUCAAAUGUCAGCUCAGCAAACUGAAGCCAAGGACAAGAAGAUCACAGAGUUGCUGACUGACGUUGAGCGCUUGAAGCAGGCACUGAAUGGUCUGUCUCAGCUGGCAUACACAAGCAGUGCGCCCAACAAGAGACAGACGCAACACAUCGACACACUCCAAAACCAGAUUAAGAGCCUACAGCAGCAGCUGGCUGAUGCUGAGAGGCAACACAGAGAGGUGGUUUCAAUUUAUCGAACUCAUCUUCUCAGUGCAGCACAGGGUCACAUGGAUGAGGACGUCCAGGCCGCCUUACUGCAGAUCAUCCGCAUGCGACAGGAGUUUGUGUGUUAAAACUUUCCCCCAACCAAACAAAAAGCUACCUGCUGACUCAAAUUCAUCAUUACCACAUCUCCCUCUAAAGAGUGUCCCUGCUGUGGCCCCUGUGGGUGCCCAGUGUGUGUGUGUGACUGUGUGUGUGUGUAAUAGCGAGUUUAUCCAAUGAGACUGCUCUGAAAUUCAUCCUAGUUUAUGUAGAAUGGCUCCACUUUGCUUCCCUAAAUUCAGAUCUGUUAUGGUUAAAACUAAAUAACUGUAGAUCUUAGACACUAGAACUUUGCAUCAACAUCUGCAGAAACGGCAAAAAAAAAAGGUAAAAAUAAAAAUGCUUCAGUAUAAGCUCUUGUAUGAGACUGACGUCUGAGCUUGUCAAUGAUUGUAGUUCAGGUAGUGGCAUUUCUAUUGCAGCACAGUAUGUGAUUGUCAUGCUCUGUGCAUUUGUAUCGAACCCAUGCAGCUUCAAUCCAUUGUACUCCAUGGCAUAUAGGUCCCUUUCAUAGAUUAAUGGCUCCUUUAAUGCUAGGCUGGUAUAUAGAAUGGACAUGAACACAAAAACUACUUUUCACAUUCCCACCUGACUAACAGCUCUCAUACAACGGCCAUGUUUUUUACAUGAGAACAGUGUGUGCUAGGAUUGAAGAACUGGUUCUCAUUUGUUCAUAUUGCUUUAAGAGAUGGACCGGUUUGCAAUUUGUCAAGUCUUCCUUAUAGUAACUGUCGUAGUGCCUUUGUGAACACUGAAGGAGGUUUUGCUUGCAUUAUUCUCAGAUAGUAAAAUCUAUUAGAAAUGCAAAUCGUGGUUUUCAGCUUUUGGUCCCUGCAAAUUGUGCUACGAAGGCUAUCUGAUGUUAGUUUAUAUAAAAGCAUGGAUACCUCUUCAGCCUCUCUGUUUAGUUUCUACUGUGCAUUUCCUGUGACAGUGCCUCCUUGUUGAGCUGCAAAGACAGACUAGUGAUGCAAAUUUUGUACUAAACAGGACAAAACUUACAGAGAUAUCCUCUUGAACUUAAUGCACAGAACUUCAGAUACCUAUGCAGUAGAUAUGAGCAGGGAUUGAAGAUCUUUAGCCUUGUCAUAUGCAUUUAAAACAUAUUAGGAAGGCACCUUUUAUGUUCAUUACAACAGGAAGGGUAACCAGCAGGCAAAACCAGUCAAUUCUGAACCCAUCCUUUAACACAGGAUUUGACUGCCUAUUUUAAUGUACAGCAAUGGCUUUUUACAGAGCAGCAUUUACCUGUUAAUAUUGUUCUUUAGCAGUAUGAAGGAGUCAGAUAAAGUGGCUUUUUAGAGCUUUCAGUCUCUUUAGAGAGAAAUGUCCUCUUUGUGUUUCCUCAGAUUGUGUGCCCUUGCUAUUCUGUGAAAUGUCUCUUACUUUCGAGGCUGCCUCUAUGCUGUGACUAACCUGCAGCUGUCUAAACGGGCCCAUUAGCAUCAGAAUACUAGAAAAGCCAUGAACAGUUUGAACCUGUCCUUCAGCCUUAUUAUACCAGUUGCAACACUUGAGCUACUUUCCUGAGACUCACCUCCUUCUGUGGCACAUUACUCACAUUCAGAAGGUCCAAAUUAGCACAUUUCUUAUCAAAAUACUCCAAAUACCAAAGAUUUGUAGAGGGAAUACGGCACCCAAAUGAAACUGUUUGCUAUCGGGGGACAUAGUAGAUGGUUUAGUGACUGAUUUGGAGAGCUUUUAGUGAUGUUGCUCACUCAGAACAUUGAGUCUGGAUAUUGUUUGUGCUGGAUUUGAGUCAUGUGGGGUGUGGAGUGGAGAUCUCUUGCUGUGUCCUACAGUUUGCAGUGGCACGUCGUCCUUUUUGUUGAAACCAGAGUGUCCUCUAGUGGUGAGACUUGGCAGGCCAAGUUGAUAGAAAUUGUAGUAAUCAGUGUGGCCCAGGGGUAGGCAGCAGUCCUUUUAGGAAGCUCUGAUAUCUGAGUGCAUGGACUAAACAACAGGGACAUUUUAAAUCUUGCAGAACGUUUAAAUUGAACUAAAUCAGAAAAACUGACAUAAACCUAAUCUUCCCUGCUGCAUUUAAAGACAGUAAAUGUCUCAGCUGAACUAAAGUGAUGCAGAUCUCCUAAAAUGAAUGUUGCAUUCCCCUGAGCCAGCUCUUUGUGACUCUUGAUGGUGUAGUGUAGUGGUGUUGUGAUUGUUGAGCGAGUCUCUCAUGCCUUUACACUGAUAUAUUUUUCAUAGAUUUGUACUACUUUAAUUACUGUACUACAGUGUGGAAACUCUGACAUUCAGCAGGUCUGGAAGUAGAACGGCACAAAACACGUUCAGGGUAACAUUUACCGCAGGAAGCCAUGAAUUGAAAAUAGAAGAAAUCCCCUUUAUUUAUGUGGAUAUUGGUUCGUUCUUUAAAGCACUCCUGUCUUUAUCUUUCUGCUAACACCAAGUGAAAUUUAAGUGCUCUAUUUUUAUAUUUUGGCCAAAAACUCUGUUUUCACAAACAGUUCAGAAAACUUUGUGUUUUGUAUUUCAGAUUUCGGGGAUUAACAUUAACUUUUGAACAUUUCUUUCCAUUUUCCCUCUCCUGUUAACAUUAACUAGCAAUUGAAUCCUGGAAAUCUCUUAAAAAUAAACUAUUUACCAAUCUGUUUAUUUCUUUGGCAAUAAUACUUGUUUGUGAAUCACUAAUACAAAAUCAAUAAAAGUGCCUAACAUAGAAA